AUGAGCUGCAUCGGAAGCAAUAAUCAGAGCAGCGCAACUGAGUUCCUCCUCCUGGGGCUCCCCACCCAGCCAGAGGACCACGCCACGAUCUCCGCCCUGUUCCUGGCCAUGUACCUGACCACGGUGCUGGGGAACCUGCUCAUCAUCCUGCUCAUCAGGCUGGACUCCCGCCUCCACACCCCCAUGUACUUCUUCCUCAGCCACUUGGCCUUCACAGACAUCUCCUUCUCGUCAGUCACGGCUCCAAAGAUGCUCACGAACAUGCUGACUCACACUCAGUCCAUCUCGUACGCUGGCUGUGUUUCCCAGGUGUAUUUUUUCCUGUUCUUUGCAGAUCUUGACAGCUUCCUUCUGACCUCCAUGGCCUAUGACAGGUAUGUGGCCAUCUGCCACCCUCUGCACUACAGCCCCAUCAUGAGUCAGAGCCUCUGUGUCCUGCUAGUGAUGGUGUCCUGGGUCUUGUCCUUUGCAAGUGCCCUUGUGCACACUCUCCUGCUUGCUCGCCUCUCUUUCUGUGGGGACACUACUCUGCCCCACUUCUUCUGUGACCUGUCUGCCCUGCUUAAGCUGUCUAGCUCAGACACCUCCAUCAAUGAACUGGUCAUCUUCACGGUGGGAGUGGUGAUCAUAACUGUGCCAUUGAUAUGCAUCCUGAUCUCUUACGGCCACAUCGGAGCCACCAUCCUGAGAAAUCCCUCCAUCAAGGGAAUCUGCAAAGCCUUGUCCACGUGCGGCUCCCACCUCUCAGUGGUGUCUCUGUACUAUGGAGCCAUUAUUGGGCUAUAUUCUUUCCCUUCACCUAAUAACAGUAACAGCAAGGAUGUCAUAGUGGCUGUGAUGUACACUGUGGUCACGCCCAUGCUGAAUCCCUUUAUCUACAGUCUGAGGAACCGGGACAUGAAAGGAGCACUGGGGAACAUCCUCAGCCGGAGAGUGCAUUCACAGUGA
Molecule: messenger RNA, 948 nt
Organism: Meriones unguiculatus (Mongolian gerbil)
Lineage: Eukaryota; Metazoa; Chordata; Mammalia; Rodentia; Muridae
Product: olfactory receptor 1J21-like
Exons: 1
Coding region: 1-948 (315 amino acids)
Biological process (GO): G protein-coupled receptor signaling pathway
Cellular component (GO): membrane
Molecular function (GO): G protein-coupled receptor activity; olfactory receptor activity
Source: RefSeq, a predicted model, not a curated record